Bipolaris maydis ATCC 48331 is the source of this 2505-nucleotide messenger RNA. RefSeq lists its product as uncharacterized. NCBI's taxonomy places the organism in Eukaryota, Fungi, Ascomycota, Dothideomycetes, Pleosporales, Pleosporaceae. The record is from RefSeq and is a predicted model, not a curated record.
AUGACUACCAUGCACCACCCCGCCCCCCAGCCGCCGGCAGGUCUUACCUCUUUUGCCGUCUACGAGGACCCACAGGAUCGCGAACCCUUGUCGCCUUCGGACAUGUAUGAAGAAGGCGACUCUUUUCACUCUGAACGCUCAUUCCCCAACGACGUCGUCCACACCAUCGAGCUCCAGCAGCAGCAGCAGUCCCAGGAACCCGACGACGAGCCCCAGCCCUACCGAAGCUCCUACACAUCUCGGCCCGGCUCGCAGCAACGGAUGUCGUCGCACUACAGCUUCGUCUCGGCUAUUCCCUCGGAAACCUCGAUAUCCUCAAAGCCCAUCUUGCCAGCGAAUGAAGCUGGCGCACGAGCUCGUAAGGAGCGCCCUCGCUUCCGCAACUCAGACUCUGUACGCGCCAUGCAGAUGUCCUCGCCUCCGCCUCUGCUAGCGCACCAGUCUUCCCACGAGCGGUUAAAGGCCUCGUACAAGUUGACUACGCCAAACCGAAACGCGGGAGCCGAGACGCCAGGCUCAAGGCAUUCUGGCUCGAGGAGGAGAAGCAUACGCGAACCUCACAGUCCGAGACCCAUGCCGGUUCCACAGCAGGCUCCGCUGGUUCUGCUGCACGUCACCAUCCUGCCGAUGCAGCUACCCUACUCGCACGACAUCAUGGCAAGGAUCAUGCCCGACUGGCUGGUCGAGAACUACAAGCUGCUAGAGGAGAAGCUGCAGGACAUCAUCCUGAUGCGCCGUGGUCUUCUCAUUCCGCAUCCAAGAGACGAGUACGACUUGCUCGAGGAACGCAUUCUGGAGAGCCUUGAGCUCAAGACGCCCCGACUACUUCCAUGUGGACACUUUGUACCACCCGAAGACGACGAUGACCGGGAGGAUGACGAUGACACAGCCAGCAUUGGUGACGAGAAUACCGGACGGGGCAGCCGGAUGAGUGGAGGAACACUUACCGAGGGCAGCACGUCUGCCAACGGCGACCACAGCAUGUGCAUUGACUGCCACCGCCAACUCAAGAAGCCAGGCAAGGGCAUCGGUGCAGGCACAAGGAAGUGGGACAUCAAGAUUUACGCCGCCAACGGACUGAUGCGUUCCGCGGCGUGGGGUGCGUGCUGGAACGACAUGGAACGUUGCGACGUUGAGAUCCACCCCUGGAUUCCAGAGGAAGUUCGCAAGACGUUAGAGAAGCGAGCACGCGAGGAACUUGAGGCAGACCAGCGCAAGCAGCAAUACACUGUAGAGCUUCAACGGCAAAUACAGGAAGCCGCUGCCAAGGCGAAGAUCCUGGAAGAGGAAGCCAACGAGAAGAAGCGCAAGGAAGAGGCUGAAUUGCAAAAGAGUUUCGAGGAGGCUGCUGCAGCGCUACGACGAAGUAUCGAAGAAAAGGCUGCAGAGAAGAAGAAGUUUGAGGAAGACCUCCGGGCUAAGUUGGAGGAAGCCAAAGAAGCUGUGCGUCUGGAGUUGGAGGCUAAGGCUCUCGCUGAGUCGGAUGCCGUCGCUGACCGUCUCCGUGCCCUGGAGAAUGCUGUCAAGGAGAAAGAAAGGGCUGAGGCUGCACUCCAAGAAGCUGCCCGUUCACGUUCAUCGUCAGAAGUCCCACUCAGUACCCUUCUCAAGAACUAUGCUCUUGUUCUGCUGGGUGACAAGCGUAACAUGAUCAUUGUUCUGCUUGGUGCUGCCGUUGUGUACUUGGCCAUGAGCAUGCAUGCGAUUCAACAAGAUUCUUCAGCUGCACACAUGCUCCAGCUGCCCACCGACGUUGUCAUGGCCGCUCCAAUGCCGACUGCUGUUACUGCGACCAUGACAGCUACGUCUUACUCUACUCUCACCGUCACCGAGUCUCAGACUGUGAUCAGCAUGAUGGAGACUGCUGCGCCUGUACCUGUGCCUGCAGCUGUACCUGAGAUUGAGGAGAAGGUUGAACAUGUCGUUGCCGAAGCAGUUCUGGAAGUUGAGGACGCACAGCCUACAAGCCGUGCAAUGGAGCUUGUGGAGUCUAUCGAGUUUGUGGAGUCUGUCGAGACUGUGGAGGAGGCUGCACCCGUCACUCAGGACACCCCCACCACCGACUACGUUCUGUCUGAAGGCCCUUCAUGUGCCAUGGAGCCUGCUGUCCUCCAGGCUCCCCCCGCCUACUGCGCAGUAAGCAAGCUGUAAAUGUCUUGUUUCGACACAGACAUGAGCUCAUCUUUCCUUUGUUCUUCUUCUUUUUUUUCUCCCGUUUUCCAUUUUCUCUCUCACCAUCUCAUGGCAUUUUCCAAUACCAUAUCGUACCACGUUUAUGAAGUAAUGUAGCGAAGCGUAUAUAUCCCUCCCCCCAGGCUAUCGAGCUAGCAUAGCGAAAAAUGGCGUUUGUAGGAGCUGGCUGGAGUUGUCUUGGUUAUUAGUUUGUUUUAAUUGGUGUGUCUAUUGUUGUCGGACCAUGAGGAGGGAUGAGGGAUGAAGGUAUUUAGUAGAUGACAGACCUUGAAGGACUUGGUAUGAUCCUGAAUACCAAUUGUUAUCUCAUCA